AUGCGAUCGGAGUUUGGACGUGCAACUAAAGAUAGCGCAUUGCAGAAUGCUCUAGCCUGGUGGCGACCUCCACUGCUUCGUCCAAUGUCGGCGGUGGACGACGCAGUAACUGUACCCAAGCAUCAGGCUCACGGAUGCCAGUGCGAAAUCGGUCCAGGACCUUCCUUCCGACCUCUUCAGCCGAAACGCCCGGAAACGCUCGAUGCGCCAGUUCCUGCGGCGCCUCGAAAUAGUCCUGUAUCGACUCGGGCUCCGUCUGCUUGCGAUUUAAAAAACGUCCAAGGUAGAUACUGGUAUGUGUAG
Messenger RNA from Echinostoma caproni, 303 nucleotides. The record is from the annotation of a GenBank genome assembly. NCBI's taxonomy places the organism in Eukaryota, Metazoa, Platyhelminthes, Trematoda, Plagiorchiida, Echinostomatidae.